AUUUCAUAUGAAGAUUCAACUCAAAACACAGACUUACUGAACCUGAAAUGGAUCAAGAAAUUGAAUGUUAUGUGCACACGCAGGUCCCUGUGUUCAUCACAACACAUCUGGAGAGCUUAUGAAAUGUCCUGCCAACUCCUAAUUUCACCCCUUAAUUUUAAAGUGAGCUGGAUUUCAGUUCUUACAGGAAGUUUGAAAGUCAGCCAGUGGAAAUGGAAAGCAGUAACGGACCUGCAGAGCUGGAGCAGGUGCCUGAUGGCUGAGAUGCCGCUCGUGAGAGCAAAGCUGAAGGAGCAUUGGCCACCCAGUGAAGAUGACCUGAGGAGUCUGUUCCAGGACAGGUAAUGCAUUUCCGUUCCAGUUUAAACAGCCUUUUUAGAAGGUAUGUAACAGUGUUAGAAGCAGCGACUAGGAGCCAGGAGUGCUUUUUCCUGGGUGAGUGUCUCUCCAGGGGACUGUGAAGUCAAGUUGCUCUUCGCUCAUCCUCUGGCCCUGUGACAUUUGUAUUUCUUGCUCUGUGGUUGCUGUCUCCAACACAGAUAAAUCUGUGUCGUGCUGCUGAGGCCACUCUCCUGAGAAGCAGGAGCUUGAAAGGUCAUGAAGACCGUAAGACCUGGCUCAAGCUUCUCUGCGGUAUCUGAGAAAAGGAAUGUCCUCACCUGAGGAACAAGAGAUUGGGAGUGGCUCUUGGCUGGGUGGAUCUUGCCGUGCAAAGCGCUCCAGGAAAGGAUGAACCUGGGAUGAAAAGUCUUGGAUGGAUCCUGCUUCCAGUUCCUCUUGGUUUGCUUGUCAGAUUCCUAGCACUUGACUACACAUACUUCAGAUAUUCAGCAGAACAGGCAGAUCACAGAGAUCAAGCAGCAGGUGGACCUGAGAAAUAAAGCAUCAAAAUGACAAGACACAACUGACUCCAAGAGGCAGCAGCAGCUAAUACGGAUUUUACUGGGCGUCUUCAGAGUUGGGAAGUAGAAUCUGUCAAGUCAAGUAAUUGAAAGGAAAUAAGGGUUAUUCCAGGGACUUACAAUAAGGCCUAUAGGAAGCAAGCAAUAUAAAAACGCUUCCUUCUGCUCCAGAGGAUGUAUUUUGAAAUUGUCCAUUUGGACAGCUAUGGCCAAAGCAGAGUGUAAGGGAGCACUCGGAAAGAGAGAGGCUCUGCAAGAAAAUGCCUACCAUCAAAUUCCUGCCCGUUUUGUCAAGCUCUAGCACCUGUGAAGAGCUCCGCUUUGGAAACACGCCAUAAGCAAGACGUCGUGAGCUGAGCUGGAUUGCCCCAAAGGGAAGUGUUCUUUAUGAGGAUGUGUCUAGAUUUUUUAGGAUGGAUUUGGAGUUUUGGUUGAUGGGAAAACCGUGGCCAUCCAGGGGAGGAUGCAGCAGGAAUGACGGCCGGGGGAAAAAGUCAAUGCAGUCUACAGCCAUGCAGCGCUGGCCUUACCGUGCUCUCACUGAUGCCAGUGGCAUCUCUUCCCGUUGUACUGCAGGAGAUCAUCGCGCCGAAGGCUCAGCGCUAGCGACCGAAGGGCAGCGGUGUGAGAGAGCUGCUGUAUUAAUGCCGUUGCCUGGGAAAACUCUGCGGACACUGCUGCAGAAUCUCGAGAAGUGGUCUGUGGAAGUUAUUUGGAGUUGAAGAUAUAUCUCCAUGUAAUUAAAACAAGAGAUUAAUUUGAGACAGCUGCAUUGUCCCCAUCGUCAUUGUCCCACACGCAGCAGCGGAGAGGGGUUUGAAUAUGGGCGCUGAGCAGCACGCUGUGACCACGGCAGAGAUCCCCGACCACGCUCUUUACACGGUUGGAACAUGCGUCCUCGUAAUUGGCACUAUUGGCAUCAUAGGAAACCUCCUCGUUCUCUACGCCUUUUACAGCAACAAGAAGCUGAGGACGCCACAGAACUACUUCAUAAUGAAUUUGGCUGUGAGCGACUUGCUGAUGUCUGCUUCCCAGGCGCCCAUCUGCUUUGUCAACAGCUUGCACAAAGAGUGGAUUCUUGGAGAUAUAGGUUGCAACUUGUACGCGUUCUGCGGGGCGCUCUUCGGGAUAACCUCGAUGAUGACGCUGUUAGCCAUCUCCGUCGAUCGCUACCUCGUGAUCACCAAGCCCCUGCGGUCCAUGCAGCGGACCUCCAAGAGACGCGCCGCGCAGAUCAUCGCCCUCGUCUGGCUUUACGCGCUGGGGUGGAGCGUGGCCCCGCUGCUGGGGUGGAGUUCCUAUGUGCCUGAGGGCUUGAUGAUAUCGUGUACAUGGGACUAUAUAACCUACUCCCCUGCAAACAGAAGUUACACCAUGAUUUUAUGUUGCUGCGUGUUUUUUAUUCCCCUGGUAAUAAUAUUCCAUUGCUAUUUAUUUAUGUUCCUGGCCAUAAGAAGUACUGGCAGAGCUGUCCAAAAGCUAGGGUCCUGCAGUCGGAAAUCCUACCUCUCUCAGUCCAUGAAGAAUGAGUGGAAACUGGCAAAAAUUGCUUUUGUGGUCAUCGUUGUAUUUGUCUUAUCCUGGUCUCCUUAUGCUUGUGUCACUUUGAUUGCCUGGGCAGGCCGCAGCAACAUCUUAACGCCAUACUCCAAAUCUGUGCCAGCUGUUAUUGCCAAAGCUUCUGCAAUCUACAACCCCAUCAUAUACGCCAUAAUUCACCCAAGAUACAGAAAAACCAUCCACAAUGCUGUUCCCUGCCUGCGGUUCCUAAUACGGUUGUCGAAGAGCGAUCUCCUGAGAGGCUCCAUAAACGAGUCGUCGUCGUUCAGGGCCUCUCUCUCCAGUCACCAGUCUUCUGCUUUCAGGACCAAAAGUACUUGCGUUUCAUCGGUUUCCACUGGAGAGGCUAUCUGGAGCGAUGUAGAGCUUAACCCUGUAGAGCCAGCUAACAAGACACUACAGCCUCACCGAAGUCACUCUUUUUCAACAACUGUGAGACAGGAGAAGAGGGACCUGCUCCCAAAGACCCACAGCUGCAAUGCAGUAACUGCAGAAAAGGUUUCGCUUUCCUCCAGCUGUUUGGAGAAGGUGGUGGGGCGAUCAGUGCUACGCAGCCCCCCUGAAACGCUCGUGGCCAGUUCCCUAAAAGCAGCUUCUCUGCCCGUUGGUUUGAAUACCAGCAGUAUCGCCAAAGGAGGAGAUGCAGGUGCUUCACAAACGGAAACUCAAAUUAAUGGAGGCCUGGACUCUAUCGUUAGCAAUACCGUCCCUCGCAUCAUUAUCAUUCCUACCUCUGAGACCAACCUGUUUCAAGAGGAACUGGAAAAUGAAGAGGAAGAGCCUGAAUUAUUCCACUUCAAUGACAAAAAGAGCAAUCUGCUGGACUUAGAAGGACUGAGCUCUUCCACAGAGUUCCUCGAAGCGGUUGAGAAGUUUCUAUCAUAAUAUGUGGAAAGAAAACUUUCCAGUAAUUAUUUUCUUGGCGUCUUCUCUGCUUAAUUAUACCAAAUAGCUGCAGCCUUGUAGGUUAGAUCAUCAGACUUUUUGUAUGUUUAUAUGGCAGUCACUAGGCAGCCUUCAGAUUUGCCUUUGUCCAGACGGGUCUGGGCAUGGGAAGAGGCUUCCAGCUUGCGCUGCAGGAAACGAGCAGAUGCCAGGGCAGCACCCUGGCAUCUAUAGCCACGCGUGUCAAUGCCAGUGGAAGGAAAAAUAAAUGAAAGAGAGCACUAGCAGCUGAAUACUUCUGCUACCUAUAAGGAACAGCAUUCGUGUUUUGGCAGCUUUCUUCUGGGCAGUGACAGGAAGCACGGGGAGUGGACAGGACCACAGCUUCUGCUGGGCCCAACAGUAGUCCAAACAGCGAGAAAAUCAGAACUAUCUCUUAAUCAAAUUUUUUUCAGAUUUUUUUUUAAUAAGCAGCUUGCUAAAUUUAAAUAGACAGACUGGUCGUGCAGCUGCUUACUUACACAGUUUAGUGGUAGAAGUUUGGAUUUUACCUCAGUGUUAGUACAACCACCUGAACGUCAAAACGCAAGGUGCUGUAUACAAUGCUAGCUGUAGAAGCAUUUAGAGCACCUUCAGAUUUACAGAGCUGAUUAAAUAUAUAUGGGUCCUAAUGUGAUUAAAAGAGUGAACUUUCACAGCUGGCUUGACAGUUUAUUGGUAGACGUAAAGCCUGGACUGCUAUAUAUCACUUGGUUCUUCAAGGGAGAUUCUUCUCCUCUCCUCUUCUGAAGUACCCCAGGUGGAUGUCUUCUCCUAAGGGCCACUGUAAAACGUCAUUUUGGAGAAAAAGCUCCGUGGUACUGUGGCUACACAGCAGCUUCAGGAUUGUUGUUUGUGGUUAGUGAUUGUGCUUGUUUAUUUGUGCUUCCCUUCACUUAUGCCUCAGGUUCACAAUACCCUCUGAGCAUUUUAUUCCUGAUUGCGUUUGUUCUUUCUUUACUCAUUUCCUCUUUUUAAAGCAUAUCUUCCAUGCCCUCCCUCUCAAUCUCUGACCUGCAAAUGUAGACAGCAAAUUGAACUAUAUUCUUCUCCAAGUAAUAUCAAUAUAACUUAGUAGAAACCAGGAGUUUACCUCCAUCUCUGGCUGUAAUAGUGCGAAUAUUUGGUCCAGUGAGUCUCGUAGCAUUCAGACAUCCAACAAGCACCUGGACUUAUGAGUUUAUGUUCGUAUUUUCAUUUUAUUGCAGUUACUGUAUCAUAGAUUGCAUUGCACAGAGAGCACCGAGAGCACUUCAAAAUUUUCUGUACACGUUGGCUGAUCUGAAGAAGUAAUUUCUCUUUUUUUAUUAUCCUCAUGCAAAAACCAGAUGGAAAUCAUAGAAGCUUUUUUUUUUCAUGACAAAAAAGAUGAUAGAAAUCUUGUUUGCAACUGAAUAGACAGCAGACAGGGUUGAAACACGACCAAAGAACAAACUAAAACCAAAGCAAUGCAGGAGGGGCUGGAAGGCGCCCAAACUCGCCGACCCUGCGGCUCUGUGCAGCGUCAGUAGGACUAAUCUCCGUGAGGACUGAGACUUGCUUCUGGCGUAGGUGGUGCUGUCCUUGGGCAAGCAAAGCUCUGGGGAGUUACAGCGGUGGCUGCUGAAAAAGAGCCGUAUUCUUAACCAUCAGGCUGUCUAUUGCAAUGCUAAUGCUAUCCAGGAGUCGCCAAGGGCUCCUGCGUGCCAGGCUUUCCUCCAGUGCGUGGUCAUAAAUGGGUUAUCCAAUGCUAAUUAAAUACAGAAGUCAUGGAAAAAGGAGGAGGUUUGAUGCUGGGCUAAAUCUAAUGUUCUGCCAAAUCUGAUUCUGCUGAACCUGUCCACUCUGGUGGUUGGGUUUUUUUUCCAUGUCAGCUGUGCAGUCAGUGAGCUUACUUCUGCUUGUAUUUAAUAUCCUGUGUUAGUGGAGCUCCUCUCUUCCCUAGCCAAAUGUUGGGAAGCAAGCAUUCUCAUAAGCCUUCCAACCCCUGUACCUGACUCUUACUGUUGUAAUUCCUCUAAAUAACAAUAACAAAUGUGUUCAGUGUUUCAAGACGCAAAAACAUACCCUGGAGCAGACUUUGCACUGAGUCGUCCACAGACUUGUACUGAUAUGACUGUAGGCAGGAUAUUGCAGUAGUUUCCAUCAGGAUGAAGAGAGUGAGACCUAAAGAAACAGUGAAGAAAUUCCUCUGUAUCCAGACAGUUUUCCCUUCUGCUUUUUAGCCUACAAGGUGACUUCACAGUCCUUUCUUGCACAUGUGCUGGUGCUAGUAAUGUGUCUCAGAAAACUAGUGGGCUUGAGGUAUGCACAAAGAACUGCUUCAUUUUUAUGUCAAAUACUAUUAGUAUUACUAAUACUAAUAUUACUAGUAAUACUAGCAUUACUAUUACUAUUUCAUCUGAAGCCAGCAUCAAGCUGUUUACUAUAUGCUUUAAAUGAUGUAGGCUAGAAUGCCAAAUGAGAUAGCAGGAGAGGAAAAAAAAAAACAAAAAACAAGUGUUAUGAAAUACCAGAUUUAUUACCAUCACUGUGUAAUUUUGCAAAAAUACUGAUUGUGGGUAAAUCUGUCUUAAAUAGCCUACUGCAAUAUGGAAGAACUUUGUGCACUUCUCUGUUGCCAUGUUAGACUAGAUGUCACACAAAAAUGUACAAUAUUAACUGCUGCUUCCCGUUUCACAGAAACAUGUAUUGGUUCACUCGAAUGGAAUAAAAAAUCCUUAGGAAUAAAAUCAA
This is a messenger RNA of Dromaius novaehollandiae (emu), 6101 nucleotides long. Its product is annotated as melanopsin-like. The transcript has 18 exons. Gene Ontology annotation, molecular function: G protein-coupled photoreceptor activity. NCBI's taxonomy places the organism in Eukaryota, Metazoa, Chordata, Aves, Casuariiformes, Dromaiidae. Gene Ontology annotation, biological process: G protein-coupled receptor signaling pathway; phototransduction; cellular response to light stimulus. Bases 1725 to 3347 code for a protein of 540 amino acids. The record is from RefSeq and is a predicted model, not a curated record. Gene Ontology annotation, cellular component: plasma membrane.